Ooceraea biroi (clonal raider ant) is the source of this 1379-nucleotide messenger RNA. RefSeq lists its product as uncharacterized. The record is from RefSeq and is a predicted model, not a curated record. Lineage: Eukaryota; Metazoa; Arthropoda; Insecta; Hymenoptera; Formicidae.
CAGUUUAACAUCUGCCACAGCGUGUGAAAAACCUCGAUUCUAACCAGCAGCAAUGUAUACCGGUCAGGAGAGCAGCAGCAGCAUGAACUAUUACGUUCCAUACGUUCCGCCUCAGGAUACUGAAACUCCAUCGAAAAAAUGUACCACGUAAGUUACAGAAUUCUCCAUUGUCUUAUACUUUGAUUUUUUAAUUUAUAGAGAAAGUAUUUUUACUCAUGAUUUUUUUCCAUAGCGUUUUACCCGCACGUCGCGCGAUUCGCAUACUGAGCAGGCGAUAUGCACUGACGGCUACGUGGUAUAAGUACUUGGAAAUCGGCAUCAACGUUGGUCCGUCCAGCUAUGUCGAGAUUGCAAUAGGAGAUAAUCGAGGGAACGAGUUGAUCCUGUCUCUCGAAACGUGGAAAGGAUUCUACGAACAGCGAUGGGAUAUUCAGAACCGUCUCCACAAGGAUGUUCGCGACCGCCCUAUCAGCGUUGGACCGUUGACGGUGCGAAUCAGUGAGAGUCCAGUAUCUGAUACAAAACUCAUAUAUCUGGAAUCAUCCAACGUACGUUUGGCGAUGACCGAAUCGACGUUCUUCAUCAUGUUCAACCUGGACCGAUGUAUCAAUUUGAUGUUCGACCGCUUGAACCGUAUGGUCGAUAAAGUCGACACAAAGUUCACACAAUUUUCAAACAUGGCGUCCACCAACCCUAGAAAUGUAUCGAACGCCAUACGCGCCAGCGAUUGUUUCGAUGAGAAUCACAUUAUAGAUUGUGAACUGUUGGCUCUAUUUUUUAGCAAGCUACAGAUAUAACUUGUAAAAAUAUUAUUAUUAUUAUUAAUAAAAAUACUGUUCUAAGCAUAAAUUGUAAUAUUAUUUUUCCAUACCUAUUUCUCAUUUUCCUCACACGAGUGCAUCUAUGAGAUAUUCAAAGUAUUAACUCUUAAAGGGAAGCUGUAGUCAUCUAUAUUACUAACGGAAUGACAUUUUUAAAAAAUCUUUUUUACCGGUAAUACGGGAUACUCCGAAAUCCCCAUAAAAAUCGCUUACUCAUGCGGUAAUAUAAACGAUCGCAGCUUCUUUUUAAGGACGGUCAUCGGCUAAUCGGGUUUCUAUAUAUUUGCUUGAAACUUGGACUAUUAUCGUGAAUUUCUGUGGAAUGUAUCUUAACAACAAUCAUAAUUUCGUUUUGUAUAUGUAUUUGCCAUACUUUGAAGUAUUAAAAUAAUUUAAAAAGAAAUUAAUUAACCCAAAAAUUGUUUUUGAAAAUUUGAAGGUUUUAAGGUGGCCUGACCCCUUAAUUAGCGUAAAAGGAGCAGGUAGUGGUGGUGAAGGAGCAGGUAGAAAAGACGGAAGGGGUGAUGGAGGAAGCGAAUAAAUUGUAAUUAUUUUCUA